Molecule: messenger RNA, 630 nt
Organism: Lathyrus oleraceus (garden pea)
Lineage: Eukaryota; Viridiplantae; Streptophyta; Magnoliopsida; Fabales; Fabaceae
Exons: 1
Coding region: 1-630 (209 amino acids)
Source: RefSeq, a predicted model, not a curated record
AUGGCUCAUUUGGUCGACAGAGUUCGACAGGUUGAGAGCCUGGAGGCUGAGGAAGUCAGAGUGAACAAGGGUAAGAAGGAGCGUGUGGACUUUGUUAACAUUAAACAAAAUGACUUGACAUCAGAUGUCGAAUACAACCAUGUGGAAGAAAUUGAGGUUGAUGUGGCUGAGAUAAAGCUAGAUCCUUCAUAUGUGUGUAAGUUGCUUACGUCUAUAAAUGGGAAGAAUAAUAAAUUCCCUAAGAAAACCUAUACCUUUGACAUGGCCAUAUGUGAUGAGGUUUUUGACUUAUUGGUCGCAGAUGGUCAAGUGCUAGUUCCACAAGGCGGGAAAGUACCACCAUUAGAACAAAGAAAGAAACGAGGGUUUUGUAAAUAUAAUAAUUUUCUAGGGCAUAAGACCUCACAAUGCUUUAUUUUCAAGGAUCUUGUUCAAACUACGUUAAACGAAGGAGGAUUGAAAUUUUCUAAAGGCAGAGCUCCAAUGAAGAUCGACUCCGACCCGCUACAAGUUAGGGAUGCUAGUUAUGUGGAGCCUAUAACAAUCAACAUGGUCGAAAUUACUGAGGAUUUCGACAUGGGUGGAUUUCAAAGUGAGAGAUUCAAAAGUGAUGUUGUAUCCUCGAUGUAG